GGAAACCAUCUGAAAAUCCAUGUUAUAGGAGUCUGCAUAAUACAAAUUCAUAGUAUCGGAGUCUCUGCUAUACGUCUACUAAUGAUUCGAACCCGUUUUUGUAGAUUAAAAAUUAAAUAAAUUUUGGUGUACGCACUAUCGAGGCAAAAUGUACGUACUAUCGAGGUACGCCUGUAUUCGAUGUUUUUUCGCGUCCUGACAAGCAAUAAACGGUCUGUUUGAAAAAUAAUUUCAACCAAAUGAAGGAAAAACUAUUGCUUCAUAAUAGUCCCAAAGACAUCAAACAGAUUUGAACCAUAUUUUAAAUUAAAAAAAUCCAUAUUCAAAAGUGUCCAAAGUAGCCCCGCAUGUCAAAAGUAACCCCGCACGACGGUACUACCAAGUUUAACGAGGAAUCCCCUUUGUAAAACUCUUAAUUUUUUGUCAGUCUUCUAUCAGCCAUCGGGGCGUUAUCAGCGAGAGCAUAAUGAUUUGUGCUAACAUGAAAGUAGUUCUGCUCGUUGCCUUAGUUCAGUUCUCAGCAGCAUCCAGAUCAAACCACGGAAAUAAUGUUAACACAUUUGAAGCUACCUACGGCUGUUUGCAGUAUAGCACAAACCAUGGUAAUGAAUAUGCUCAUCCGUACUAUUCUACCGCAAAAUUUGAAAACCUGAAAGUCACAACAGGAAAUGUUACAUAUAUGCGGAUGGGAGUGCUCGCUCGGAACGAUGGUCACAUUCGUCUAUCACCGAUUGAAUAUCCCUACGACAAAACCGAAAUGAAUGAGAUUGUGCUUUCCGGUUGGGCCAAUACGGCCAUCGAAAUUCGACGGUACACUCGGACGGGCCAUAAGACCCGGAUUAAUAAUCGUGUGCUCUUGCACAUCAGAAGCGACGGGCUGUUGUCGGAGUUUAGUCCAAUGAUGUUCACGAUGUCUAUCGAUACGCAUGGAAAUGUGCGGCUCGUUAAAGAUGGCGACGAAUAUCCUUUUGUCGAGUUUAAAGAUCCAAAGAUAUCGUUCAAGUAUAUAGGGUUCUGCAACUGGGGUGUUCCGGCAAUAUACUUCUUCGACUGUCCAUUCGAGGUGGAUCGAAGGAGGUGUGAGGGAAUUGCGUUUACCUAAUUGCUGGACUGUAGCGAUUUGCGAUGCUGGACUGUAAGUUGCACUGAUUCUACUCAAAUAUAGACACGAAUGUUAGCGAUAAUAUUUGAGAAAAUAGAAUGACAAUCCCCACGGCUAUUUCAAAUGUUUAUACGCUACACAUUCGAAAAGAUUUAAAAUCAUUAAACAAGAAAAAAUGUCAAUGCGAUUAAUACUACCUAUGUACAGCAUGAAAGAAACUUACAUUUCUCAUUUAUGAAAAGCUUCCAUUUCGUUGAACUAAGGUCAUCGGUAAUAAAACGAAAACCAAGAAUAUGCCGACUGGACAACCGAUUUCACAAUGAUAUUAAUCGGUUGCACUUUCAACUACAGCGUGCUCAAUCCUCGCGGCAUCGGCAUUAAUUUACCCAGCACCUGUGACCCGCAUGGUCAGCGGCGAAGGAUUUUGUUUGAAUGUUAUUGAAACGACAUUUAAAAUACGACAAGCUCUACACAUAAAAUCGAUCGUAUUCAUCAUGAUGGAUUACGCUAAUGAAUAUGAGUAUGAUUUAUUAAGCUUUCCAUUUUUAUAAGCCGGCAUUUAAUUACGACUAUAUCUACCGAAGUUCAUUGAUCCCCGGUCCAGUUGAACUCGAUCUUUAGGUUGUCCCCAAACGCAAUCUAUCUUUUGAUCCAACCCGCAUUCCCAUCAUUCAUUCGUUCAUCAAUGCAAACAAAUAUCCAUCCCGAAGUGUAAACAGCACGCAUCAAGGGACCAAUUUGUUCAAACUGGUUCGAGUGAUAAAGGAAGCGCAAGUUUGAGAUUGACGCAGUCAGUCGGUCAAUCGCAUUCCCACGCAAUUCAACACCAACAGCGUUCCAAGUGUAUUCCGCCAGCUGGCAAAGGGGGGCACGCAUUGCAAAUAAUUAUCCGAAUGGUAGGGGCGAUCAAUGAAAUUCUUGUUCGAUCCAACUAUGGAUGGGAUUAGUCUUUCUUACAAAUUAAAACUAAGUUCCGCCAAACUGUUGAUUAUUGGCAAAAGUAUAUGCAAUAUUCUCCGUAAAAAUGUAAUUCGGCACGUAGGUAUAUUUUAAAUAUCCGUCAUAAAAACAUUGUAUUUUUACAAAUGAACUUCAUUUCUACGCUCAUGAGCGGCUAUUGGAACACGAGCGGCUACUGGUAUACUGAGCGUAUUAUAAUACUCGGUUUGCAGCUGCAGCUCUCGUUGGGACCUGUUAUUCACGGCAUUUUUUGAGGAUUUGCCAUACGGUGAAAAUCUGGUCCGUUGUCGACCGGCCGCCGAUAAAACCGGCUUGGUAAGUUCCCACGAACUCAUUUAUUCUACAGGGGAUAGACAAAAUGAUCGGGACAGGCAAAAUUUUCACUUUCCAAAAUAUGUUCAACUAGCUGUAACUUUUCGAAAAGUGCAUCAAAUAUUCUCAAAUUUUUACUGUAAGCUCUUCAACUAGUUGUGUAUCAGUGGACAAAAUUUGGAAAAGAUCGGACAAUUCUUCACGAAGUUAUAAAGAUUUUUGAAAAAGAUAAAAUUAUCCGAUAGCCAACUUUGAGCUGCUAUAUCUCCGGAUUCAAUGAACCGAUUGCAAUGAAAUUUUGAACAUUCAUGACUUAUAUAAUGAGCUUUGGAAAACAUUUAACUUAACUUGAAAUUUUAAACAAGCGAAAAAGUUAUAGUGAUUUUAUUUUUUUCACGGUUUUUUAGUAAAUUGGUCAAUUUUUAAUAUACAUCCCAUUACUUUUUCAAUUUUUCGGCGGUUACGUUGUUACUUUCCUUCAAAACGCAUUUAUAUAUAAGUCAAUUAGAGGGAAACUAAAUGAACUAUAAUUUGCAUCUUGAAUUUUGAAACGAUGUUGAUGUUUUGGAUAAUUUGGUGUUUUUUUAGAAAAAUAAUCUAAUCGUUAUAACUUUCUUCCGUGUUAAGAAUAUUAAGUUAAGUCAAUGGUUUUUCAUAGCUCAUUAUAUAAGUCAUAAAUGGACAAAAUUUCAUUGCAUUCGGUUCAUUGAAUCCCGAGAUAUAACAGCUCAAAGUUGGCUAUAGGAUAAUUUUA
Messenger RNA from Aedes albopictus (Asian tiger mosquito), 3128 nucleotides. RefSeq lists its product as uncharacterized. Lineage: Eukaryota; Metazoa; Arthropoda; Insecta; Diptera; Culicidae. Bases 467 to 1102 code for a protein of 211 amino acids. The transcript is spliced from 3 exons. The record is from RefSeq and is a predicted model, not a curated record.